This is a messenger RNA of Linum trigynum, 3816 nucleotides long. The record is from the annotation of a GenBank genome assembly. Lineage: Eukaryota; Viridiplantae; Streptophyta; Magnoliopsida; Malpighiales; Linaceae.
CAUCAACCCGCGGAUACCCACCGGGUUGGGUUGGGUUUGAGUUUUUCAAACCCAGCGGGUUUUACCCCGGGUUUUUUUGACGGACAAACCCAUGGGUUUGGGUUCGGGUUUGGCAAAACCCGCCCCAACCCGACCCAUUGCCAUCCCUACUCUUCAGUGAGAUCUCCACCUAUCGCUUACAUACCCAUAUUCCAAAAUAGAAAACAUACAAACCCAUCAUCAUAUUGAUCAUUGGAGAUCACCUCACUACGCUAAAUAUCAAACCCAGGUUCUCCCCAUAUUUCUUAACAGAUUUGAUGUUAAUUGUGGCAAAUGGAAGGAAGGGCUUAGCGCUAACUAUACCCGCUUAAUUAUUAGGACAUAUACCCCCUCUCUCUAUUUUUAUCACAUACAUUAUAUAUAUAGCGAUCCCAAACAAAAGUCGCUUGGGGAGGAGUGACGACGCGUCGACGCCGGUCAUUAGGACAGAGAACGGAUGGUGGAGGAGGCGAACAGUCAUCUGGAAAAAAGCCGACAGGGUUGGAGGGAAGACGGCGGUCAGGACAGAGGAGUCCGACGGUAGGACAGAGGAGGGUCGAUUGGAGCCCUCUCAGUUGGCGGCGGGAAUUAUUAUUAGCAGAUUUUCGGCGACGGAGGUGGCUUGAAGGGCGCUCUCGUUGGAAGAAGAUGGAGGCGGAUUAUAGAGAAAUGGAUUUUGGGUUGUUUGUUUUGUCAUUGUUAUUUACAAUUGAGUAAUUUUAUAUUUUAAAUUAGUGCGAUAAUAGUAAAGUUAGGGCGAGGUUUAGCCAUUCAGUAAAUGGGGGUUCUGUUUUUUGCUUCAGCGUAUUAUAGUAUGUGUUGAUUGGAAGUUUUUCUCAUCAUUAUUUUUCUAACUAAAAUUGGGAUUUGGAAACUGGGAAACCAUUAUGGUCCGGUCCGCUGGUUCUUCCAAAUCCCUAGCCGUCGCCGCUCACUCUUCCAACCAGUGAGAUCGCGGCCGCCGCUCACUCCUUCUCCCAAGAUAUCGAUGCCGACUCCUUCGCCCAAGAGAUCGCCACCGACUCUUUCGAGUCCGCCGGGAACUGCGUUCCGUGAAGCCAAAAAUGGACUCGAGAAAGAUCCUCAGGUGCUGUGGAGGAGGAAUCACAGUGGCGACGAUUUGAAAUUGAAGUCGCUGAACUUUUGGAAAUCAAGCAGAUAGGCACCUCUCAUCUCCGAUUCAGUCUCCACUCAUCAUGCGAUGCUCGCCAGGCAGCUCAACGACCGCGUCAGGAAGGCAUUCAGUGUUCAGUUGAUUGAUUACUCGUGCUGCGAUGUUCGGAAUCGCAGGUGACUUUCUCAUCCAUUGGAAGUUAACUGUUCGAGUUUCUUGGUUAUUGUCAUUUUUCUGGUGUGGUUUGGUCAGUUUGUCAAUUUGCAAUUCCAUUUGCGUUCUACAAGGUCGGGGUUGGUGGCGAGGACUCCAGCGACGGAGGUGGAAGCGGGGGAUUGGUGAACAAUAUAGUGAAGGGACCUUGGUCGCGGGAGGAAGAUGCGUUGCUAGCUAAACUGGUGAGCAAGUUCGAGCGAGGAAUUGGAGCUUGAUCGCUCGGGGAAUUCCAUGUCGGUCCGGUAAAUCUUGUAGGCUUAGAUCGUUGUUUGAAACGCAAGCCUUUGACUGGUAAGCUUUUACGGCUCUUAAAUCUCUCCAGCGCUCUCGCUCUCUGUCUCUGCCUUGCAUUUUCCAUCUGGAGGGGAUUUCGGUUGUCUCCAAGGGUUUUUUUGUUCGAUAUCCAUUUUGCUAGCGUUUCUUGACUGGGAGAAUUUGCUUCGGGGUGUUGAACUGCCUGAUUGUCUUAGUUUGCAUCUUUGCUUCUUGGAAGUGAUUAUGGAUCACGAUGGUUUGAAGAUCAUUCAAGGUUGUUCAAAUGGAUUUCUCAGUAGCUUUGAUGCCGAGGAUGAGUUUGUUUUAGGGAGACAUGCUGUCAACAAGUUUCAUGAAGAACAAACUGCCCAAGAAGCAAUAGCAGCUGAAGAAGAAGGAGAAGGUGAGAAGGAGGACGAAGGACAAGUUGGGCAGAUGUCAAAGUAUGACGAUGAUCUCAUCAUUUGAAGGGUAUUUUGACUCUCCUUUUCCCCCCCUGCUCCUUCAUGUGCUUGCGUUAUUGAUAUGGUUUCAGUCUUGUUUCUCUAAUUUAGCUUGUUUUGCUGCUCUGGGUAGUGAGAAGUCACUGCCUUUGUCGGAGUUUACAUUCGGUUGCUUGGUAAUCAACAUGUUACAGACUUUCCGAUGAGUUUUUUGACAGCUUCUGUACUGCAGUUUGGAUGUUGUACUUGGCCAGUUGAAGUCGAGUUCAUUUGGUAAGUAUCUGUAUCAUCCAUAUGCAUGCCUCAUAAAAAGAAGGAAUUAGAAGCAUUAACAGUUUUAGGGGAAGAAACAUGAUAAUCUAUCUAAUGACAUGUACUUAUGUAGACUAGAUGCUGCAACUAAUGGUGUUUUAGGGGAGGAAACAGAUCAAGUUACCUGCAGACUGCUUGUCUAUGGCGCUUGGUCUCGUGGAUGACACAAUUAAUGCAUCAGCACUCCUCGUGAUGUUGAUGGUGUCAUCGAAGAUAACAGGUAUUUAUGCCCAGGAUACAUAUAUUGCUUAGAUUUAGGUUUUACUAGCUACUAAGAGAGGACUUGUGUUGAUUCUACGCAUCCUACACGAGUGAACUUCGGUGACUUUAUGAAAUAUGCAGGGUGAACAUAGUGGAGAGAACACGAGAGAUGUCUUGGUUGACAUCGAUAGAAGGCUUGUCCUAUAGCAAAACACGAAGCUUGUUUUGGUUCCAGAAUGAUUUUGAGAGGUAAUUUCACUUUUGUCCUGUGAAAUCCUUGUCUAUUAGACUGGGCACAAUCUUUAGCAGUCCUUUGUUGUUUACUUUGAAGUUUAACCAUUUCCACCUAAUGCUGCUAUUGUUAGAGCUCUCAUUUGCUUUCACUUAUGAGUUUUAUCAGUGGACUUAACGACUCUGCCUUUUGUUUUGAUGUUAAUAGGUAAUCUUGGUUUGUUAUGCUUCCGUGAAGCAGAAGGUAUAACCUUAACUGGUAGUUGUGAAGGUAAGUUCCUCUCCAUUAACAUUAUGGCAUACCUCUUAUGUAAUGUAUGAGUUAGAUUAGAUCAUAUGCCCAGAUCUGACCGUGCUUUUAGUACACCCAACUAGUGAUUGUAUAUGGAUUACCCAAGUGGAACUGGUUAAAGUGUUAUUCCCAUUGGCUUAGCCUCUAGGAUAUAAACUGAAUUUAUCUAAAUUUCAAAACAUAAGCCAAAUUGAAGUGCAGCAGCAGAGGCUCUUUGUUAGUUUUCAAAUUAUUAGGUUUAGGUACACUCCAGUGGGGAUUCUCAUGAGUUUUUGGUUGUUUUGCAGUAUGGGGUUGUUGUGCAUCUGAUCAACAUGGCUAAAGCGCACAAGAUGGAGUUACAGAUCUUAUUGUUAUCAUUUAUCAAUAGAAUGACACAUUUUGGGUCAAUGUAACAAAUUGUUCAAAAUAAUUCCUUUUGACAAAUGUAAAUUAAUGUUAUGAUAUCAAUAUAUUGAUGCAUUAUGCUCUUUUUCAAACCAAAAUCAAUGGUCACAUUUACUGCAGUAUAUCAGCUGUAGAGCAUAUAGUAUCCAUAAAUCUCGGUUGGAAAUGGUUACUUUGUGACCAAUAUAAUAUUGCUUCAGAACACGGAAAUUGGCUACAAAAUAUUUUUAACGACCAAAUAAAUGGUCACAAUUAGAACAUAUGGUAACCAUAAAUUAAUGGUUGUGACAGGAGUUUCAUAACUAAUACUUUUGGUUACUUAAGGUGAUUAAAUUAGUUUUGAAUCA